AUGCUUGCCCGUCUCAUAAACAAAUUUACCCCCUCUACCACUCCAUCUGUGCUCCUUGUUGUUGGCAACUUUGGUGCCACAAUUAAUGUUCUUCAUCUCCUUCCCGAGAACGGCACCAUCGAACGCUUCAGCAUUACAUCCUCCAGGACCACCUUCCGCGACGGCGGAGCCAGAGAGCAAGGGCGCGAGCAAAUCGGCGCGGUCACACUUCACGUUGGAGAUGGCGAGACUGCGAACAGCUUCCUUGAUGACGUUGAGACACGAAUCCGCAAGCUGCGGAAUGGUUCCCUGGGCUCGAGCCCGGCGCAGCUGCAGACAGACAGUAUUGAGGUGACUCAGCUGGUGCAAGAAGUCCUCCAGCCCGCGGCGCUCGAUGCGAUUCACGAAAGAGAGACUCGAGAUCGCUCUAUGCGCGCGACGCAGACGUACCCUGUUUUUGUUGUCUACAUCAUACGCUCGAGGGCAGGGAGGAUCCUGACUGAGCCGACGAGUUUUCCUCAAUGA
Messenger RNA from Paecilomyces variotii, 504 nucleotides. RefSeq lists its product as hypothetical. The transcript has a single exon. The record is from RefSeq and is a predicted model, not a curated record. Lineage: Eukaryota; Fungi; Ascomycota; Eurotiomycetes; Eurotiales; Thermoascaceae. The coding region runs from base 1 to 504 and encodes 167 amino acids.